Molecule: messenger RNA, 4473 nt
Organism: Chelmon rostratus (copperband butterflyfish)
Lineage: Eukaryota; Metazoa; Chordata; Actinopteri; Chaetodontiformes; Chaetodontidae
Product: protein SSUH2 homolog
Exons: 12
Coding region: 81-1154 (357 amino acids)
Molecular function (GO): heat shock protein binding
Source: RefSeq, a predicted model, not a curated record
AGCACCGUAUCGCAGCGGUGUGGAACUAUCGGAGCUCUGGCCAAGAUUUAUCGAUACCGACCAGAUCAAACAGCAGCAGGAUGAACAGCGCAGCUUUGUAUCCCCCUGCCACCGCCCCUCCAGCCAACAUGUUUGGCAACGUGCCUGGCUAUGAAGGCACCAUGGCAGGAGGAGGAGGUUACCUGCCUCCUCCAAUGCCUGUGGAGCCUGUAGCCCCGCCCCAACCUGGCCCUGCACCUGACGACUGGAGCAUCCCGUCUCUGUCGGAGGAUGUGGCUCGUGAGGCGUUCAAGAGCUUUGCGUCAUCUCACUGCUGCUACAGUAACAGUCCUGCCAACGAUGGAGUCAUCACCAGCAUGGAGUCUUACAACACCUACAGGUACCGACUGGAGACGUUCACUGAGUCCAGGUCAACCGAGUGGGCCCACAAACCUCAUGAAGGUGAGCCGGCUGACUUCUACACCCAGACUGCCCCCCGGCCCUGGGAGAUCCAAGCCACGCCUCCCAGCCUCUUCUCCGAUCACACAGAGGAGAUCCGCGUGCCCUACACCUCCUCCAUCAAGGACUGCCACACCUGCCAUGGCACAGGGACUAAGCCAUGUGAUGAGUGCCAUGGAGAUGGAUAUAAACCGUGCUGGGUGUGUAACGGCUCUGGAACGAACAAUAACGACAGCUGCAGUCGCUGUAAUGCUACAGGCAAAGACAGGUGUACAGAGUGUAAUUCUCAGGGAACGAAGGACUGUGAUACCUGUCAAGGAAAACGACAGCUGCUGACCUACAUCAAUCUCAAAGUGGAGUGGGUUAACCAUGUGGAGGACCACGUGGUGGAGCAUACCUCUUCUCUGAACAUUGAUGACCUUCGCUCAGUGAGCGGGAAGGAGCUGUUCAAGAACAGCCAGUACCUGGUCUACCCACUGCUUGGGUUCCCAAACCCGGCCAUCUCUGAGGCCUCUGAGCGUCUGGUCAGAGAGCACCAAAGCAAGUACGCUCAGAACUCCAGGAUCCUGCAGCAGAGGCAGAGAGUCGAGUUGAUCCCCAUCUCUCAGGUGAACUAUAAGUGGAAAGGCGACUCUCACGUCUACUUUGUCUACGGCAACGAGCACCAAGUCAGUGCCGACAAUUACCCGGCAACCUGCUGCUGUGUCAUCCUGUAGACACACACACACACACCCACACACAGCUCAACUCAACCGUCCCAAGCUGUUUAUGUCUUUAUUGUUUCCUUUAAUACUACCCCCUCCCUCCAGAACAACCUUGGUUUUUCCACAGAAGUGGUCCAAUCAUUGCGACCAGUUGUUGAUCAGAUGUAAUCCUCACUUCAGAGCUGCCGUUUGGUGCUCAGGUCAAACAUAUUAAUUAAUCAUAUUCAAUGUGAAAAUGCUCCACUCUAAGUAAACAUGGCUGGAGGAAGUGAAGCUGUGAUGCUCUGCCUGGUGAUUAGAGGAAAUAAUGGACUUCAGCUGGAUUGUUGUUUCUGUCAUUCAUCCUUCAUAUCGAGAAUUAAGUAUGUCUGGAUAAAAUGUUUAUCUCUGACGUGAAGAACUGAGCUGCUGAUAUCCAAAUUUAAGAUUUUAUCCGUAAUAUAUGAGAAAAAUGUAUUUUAUGGUUUAACCAGCCUGCUGUCUCCUCAGAGUUCAUUAUUGUCUCUGUGUGGACGCUUGUGUUUACCACCAUGUCUCUGAUGUCAUGACCACUUACCAAGGAUAUUGUUCUGUUACAUUUUUACUGAAUAGUUCACUGAAAACACAUGCCUAUAUGUGCCAUUUAAUGUCCUCAGUAUUGCAUGGAAAUGUCAUGUCCAAAAUAUUGCCGUUUCAAGAACAAGCAGAAAGAAAAGAGAUAUGAGGUUAUAUAUUAUCUGAAAUAUUAUAAUCAGAAAGCGUAUAGAAUAAUAGAUCUGAUUCACCUGGUUUCUACCUGUGUUCUUAUCUGUGGUUUAAUGUUGAAGGUAGAAACCACUUAAGUGUUCAAAAUGCAGAGAUCAGAGGUUUCACUGCAAGCAGAUCAAGAUUUUCAUGUUUUGUUUUGUUUUUAAAUUUCAUGACUCAAAAGGCAGAAAUCUCUACCAUGAGCCCAGUCACACCAGAAAGUGUCAAAAUAACAUUUAUCCAUGUGUCUUCAAUGAAAUAUUUGGGUCUCAAAGCUUGACAACUACUCACUGCUCACAGGGCUAGUUGGUGAACUACCAAAGAUGGCGGGCUAACAGCUGACACACUGGUGCUAGUCAGUCAUAAUAGCUCUCAAAGUUUAUUUUCUCUGUACUUGGCCGCGUGUUCCCCUCUGACAUUUUUGUUCUCAGGAUUGUACAUCAUUUCAUUCCAUAAAGAGCUGCUGAAGCUUGGUGACCAUCAGUUAGCUAACGGUCAGCCAGCUGUGUGCUAACUAACUGUCAGCCAGCUGUCAGCUAACUCUCUGUUUGCUAACUUUCAACCAAAUGUCAGCUAACUGCCAGUUUACUUGCUGUCAGUUACCCAUCCAUUAGCUAACUGUCAGCUAGCUGUCAGUUAGCCAACUGUCAGCUAGCCGUCGGUUAGCUAACUGUCAGCCAACUAUCAGCUAACUGUCAGUUAGUUAACUGUCAGCCAACUGUCAGGUGACCAUCAGUUAGCUAACUAUCAGCCAAUUGUUAGCUAACCAUCAGUUGGCAAACUAGUUAGCUCCAUCGCUAAGAGGACAAUAAGCUUGCACAGUUUUUCGAGAGAGCUUCAUCCAUGUUGAACUUCCCAGCUCUCUGUUCCAUCAAAGGUCAGUCAUGACAAAACGUUUUGCUAAUUUGAAUUUUCUUCGCCACCAAGUGAAUCCACAGAUCGCAGUAAUUCCAUUGAAUUUAACUGAUUUAGUCACAAAAUUCUGCCAUUUUAAAUUCUAGUGUGACGGGGGCCCAUAGUCUUUUUUUCGUUUCUUUGUUUUACAGUUUGGCACACGUCUUGCCUUUCAUCAGGACAGGCAGAAUGAAUUUACCACGACAGCCUUAAUUUCCAAUAUAGAAACAUAUGUGUACUGUUAAAAACACAAGCAGUGUUAAAUAAAUCUGCCUGAAGUUUGUCACAUGCAGCUGUGACAAUGAACAAACCUCACCAAAGCGUUGAAACAGCAUUACUGAAUGUUUCAUACUUUCUGUAUUUUUUUAAUUACAUCAUCACGUCUUCAUAACGUUACAAUGUUAUCAUCAAUUUUAUCGAAGCUCCAAGUGUUUCCUGUCCUGCAUGAAGUCCAGUAAAGCUUCUCCAACUGCUUCUCUGUCACUCAGAGACAAUAACAUAACAGUCUGCAAGGCAUUCUGGGUAGAAGACAGGAAGGAAGAAGGAAUAAUGGCUGUUCUGGUCUGGAGAGAGAUGACUACUGACUAAGUUAAAGCAUUUCAUCAUCAAUGAGCUAAGAUCAGUUUUACUGAUCACAAGGUGUUUUUUUUUGUUAGAACUCAAAGUUUUUGAAUCUACUUAAUUAAAGUCACAGAAAUAAAUGUGAAGAAAUCGAUAUGCCCCUGAAUGGCCGCUGAAAUUGCUGGUUUCCAGACAACAUCGAACACAGCAACUAACAGGACGGAGCUAGCAGAAGCAUUUAAAGCAGCAGUGCAACAUAAAACCACACUAAGGCUAUGUCUUCGUCCAGACUGAAAGCAGGCAAGCAGUUAAAUAUUAAUGGUUCUAUUGCUUUAUAGCUUUGCGUGACGGAAGAAGCCUUCAGAGUUGUGCUGUUUCUUCUGUUUGUCUUGGCUGACAUCAACAGUUUUACCUCAGGACAAAAAUAUGCAACCUGUCCCUUUAAACCUGCCUUCCUGCAGUACAGCAGAACUCCUGUAGAGGGUGCUCUUUGUUUCACAGACUCUGCUGACCCCUGCCUUAUGACAACCAGGUUAUCCGUGACAAACAGGAGGGAGCCACUUCUGGUUUAUAGCUUUUACUGGUAAUAUGCAAACAGCAUUAUAUAUGUUUAUAGAUAUAUUAGUUCAUUUGAUUUUUAAAGGAACACAUUCACAUUCUGUAUUUCAUAAUAUUCAUGUAUCUUAUGUUUAUCUUCAGUAGUGCAAUAUACAGCGCAAGGUUGUUUUUUUUUUCUGUUGUCACUUUUCAGCAGUCGACUGUUAAGUCUUUGGUGUCAGAGCAUUUUUGGAAACACUAAACAUGAUGUUAAUGUGAUGUUGCUGGAAUGUGAUGAACCUUUAUUGAUGCUCCUGUAUCUGCAGUAUAAAUGUUUCAAAACAAAACAAAACAAUACUCUGACUAACAAACGUGUCUGCUACUAGCCUGAUGGAGCUGACGUUAUUACUCUGUACUCAGUAAUACUCUGCUGUUACACUAGAUUAUUAAUCAAAUGUUACAAACUGAAAAUAAACUCUGAGACUCACCUGCUUCUGUUACAUCUGUUUACGGUAUGGAGCCCCGAAACUGUGCAGUCAGACAAACAAAAAUACUAUACAAUACAUAAACUAAAUACAUUAACAAAUAAUAUUGGUAGUUCAUAAUUAAAAGA